AUGAACUUAAAACCGUAUCUAUUAACAUCCAUUGUAGAAUCUAAGCGUCAAGAUCAUAUAAACGUUAUCAAUGAUAGAAAAUGCAACAUAGACAUGAGAAAUCUCUUGAAUUACCUGUUGAUUGACAAAGUCAAUAACUCCACCGAACUUUACGAGGUUUUAGCUCACAAAUUUGUAUCAUUGUUGAGAGCAAAUGUCAAGCUUCUGAUUCUAGAUUCCAUAGCAUCGAUCUACCGAUUUUCAUCGAAAGAAGAAAGAUCACCUGAUGAUAAGCCAAUGAUUGAUGUAAUUUCCAUUUUGAAGCGAGUUGCACAUGAACACAAUCUGGCUGUUUUAGUGAUAAACCAGGCUACAACGGCAUUGAAUACAUACAGUGCUCCAUUUCUAAAUCCUAGAUCCAGAGUGAGACCAGCUCUUGGAGAUUUGUGGACUAAGUGCAUAAACAGUCGCAUUUUACUUUGGAUAGAUCGCAGAGAGGGAUGGAGAGAUAAAAGUAGACACUUUCAGAUUAUAUUCGGUUCAAACGCUCCAACAUCAUCUCCCAUACCAUUUAUAAUCACUAAAAGAGGAAUAGAAGUCAGAGAUAUAAUAACUAUGUUCCGGGACUGA
Theileria equi strain WA is the source of this 609-nucleotide messenger RNA. RefSeq lists its product as hypothetical. The transcript is spliced from 7 exons. Lineage: Eukaryota; Apicomplexa; Aconoidasida; Piroplasmida; Theileriidae. Gene Ontology annotation, molecular function: four-way junction DNA binding. Gene Ontology annotation, biological process: telomere maintenance via recombination; double-strand break repair via synthesis-dependent strand annealing; resolution of mitotic recombination intermediates. Gene Ontology annotation, cellular component: Rad51C-XRCC3 complex; replication fork. The coding region runs from base 1 to 609 and encodes 202 amino acids. The record is from RefSeq and is a predicted model, not a curated record.